Messenger RNA from Amoebophrya sp. A25, 852 nucleotides. The record is from the annotation of a GenBank genome assembly. Lineage: Eukaryota; Dinophyceae; Syndiniales; Amoebophryaceae.
AUGGCUGCUGUGAAUAAUCCAUCCACCGGUGCUGGCGGUGGUGGUGUGCUGAGUAAAAAGAACGGGGGCGGGGGUACUAGCAGUAGCAAUUCGACGACCUCUACGGUCGCCGCAAACGGGGCUUCCUCCAAGAACGCGGCUGCAACCGAGCGGGAGGAAAAGUCCUCGUUCUACCUUGACUUUUUGCGGCAAAACGAGAUGCUAUACGGACGGCUGCAAGUGUUUUACGGAGAUCUGUUUCUGGACGAAAAGAAUAUGAACCUUGAUGCGGGAGGAGACCACCUGAAAAUGAAAUCUUCUUCCGCGGCCACUUCUACCCCCAAAAAAGGGGGUAAAUCGCCCCCGUCGAAAAAAAGUGAUAAAAACGCCACUACAGGAGAAGUAGAGCUGCAGCAGCAUUAUAUGACCAUCCCGAAGAAUAAAUUCCGGAACAACGACGGGGCUCGAUCGCCACAUCUCGCUGGACCAAGCAGCUGCGAAACGAUCGAUAGUAAAAACACUGAAGCCGCUGGUUCAGGUGUGGCUGCGACGUCGGGAGCAAAGAAUACAACACCUGCACCAGCAGUCCUCGACGAGGUUAGUAGUAGUGCAGCAGCUGGCGGUAAAAAUAUCAUGAAAAAAGAGGCCACCGGUUUAUUUCCCUCUUUGGUUGAGGAAGAGAAGGUGCUGGAAAGGGUUUGGGCUGAAGUAGUUUCGCCGGUCCUGCAGGUGGACGAGAGGAACAACAACACGCCGGCUGAUAUUUGUGCCUCUUCUAUUAGAAGUGCGGGUCUACUGAUCCUGAAGGCAGAGGACUUUGAGAAGGUUGUGACCUUCCAAAAAUGCAACAAGUGCCGGUGCUGGAGGGGGUGA